This is a messenger RNA of Ornithodoros turicata, 1414 nucleotides long. RefSeq lists its product as uncharacterized. The transcript is spliced from 6 exons. The record is from RefSeq and is a predicted model, not a curated record. The coding region runs from base 188 to 1288 and encodes 366 amino acids. NCBI's taxonomy places the organism in Eukaryota, Metazoa, Arthropoda, Arachnida, Ixodida, Argasidae.
GAACGUGGUCAACAACUGCGGAAGACGGAUAGCCGAAAACGCACGUUUCAAGUCUCCAUCACUCCAAUAAUCUUUGCACGAACUGACUCGGGAGGUCACCAAGCCUGCGACUGAACCGGUCCAUUUCUGUUGGCAUUGAAGACGUUCUAACUUAGAGAGUUGUUCCAGAAGCAUCAGAAGAGCCAAGAUGCGUUUUGCAAUGAUCAUCGCCACCUUCGUUGCUGUCGCCACUGGACCGUCUGAAGUAAGAGGAGUGCCAUUCAAAGCAGUCUUCAAGGACCACGUCGCUUUUCCCGAUUUCGAACUUUCUCUGUCUGGAGUUCCCACGAGGAACGUAAAAUUUACCAAAGGAAGAGCAGGGCCUCUAAACGUGGUUCUCACGCCUACCCGUGGUUCUCUUGGGGCUUAUAAGACAGUUCUAUCACUGAGGGACAUGCGUGUCAUCUACGAGGCUGUAGCCACUGAGCCCAAAGAAGAGUUCCAAGUGGUAGUAGAUGUAAUACAGGGCUUGGUUGAAGUGGAGCGGACAAAAACCGCAGGCGGGGAAUUUGAACUGAAGGACGUCACUUUUAAGGAUCUGAACGUGUAUGUUCAAAAGCCAGCUGAGUUCAGCAGCCACGGAAAGCAGAACACUCUGUUUGAAGAGGAGCUGAAGAAAAAAAUCGUGGAGUUUGUGAAGCUCUUCGUACAGGGAGAUGUGGUGAACGACGCGCUGACGAACUUCGGAGCUGAUACCCCCCAACUAACCUCGACCACUGUCGUCACCACGGGACCCUCUGAAGUAAGGAGAGAGCCAUUCAAAGCAGUCUUCGAGGAACAAGUGGUUUUUCCCGAUUUCGAAUUUUCUGUGUCUGGAGUUCCCACGAAGAACGUGAUUUUCACCAAGGGAAGAGCAGGACCCCUGAGCGUGGUGUUCAAGCCUACCCGUGGUUCUCAUGGGGCGUAUAAGACUGUUCUAUCACUCAAGGACCUGCGUGUCAUCUACGAGGCUGUAGCCACCGAGCCCAAGGAAGAGUUUCAAGUGGUAGUGAAUGUAAUACAUUGCUUGGUUGAAGUGGAGCGCAGAAAAACCGCAGGUGGGAAAUUUGAACUGAAGAACGUCAUUGUGAAGGAUCUGGACGUGUAUGUUGACAAGCCAGCUAACAUAAGCAGCGAUGAAAAGCAGAACACUCUGUUUGAAGAGGAGGUGAAGAAAAAAAUAGUGCAGUUUCUGGAGGUGUUUGCACAGGGGGAAAUGGUGAACGAUGCACUGACCGACCUCGAGGGUCACACCUCGACCGCUGCCUGAAGAACACACAUUAUAUGCAUGCAUGAUCGGACGUUUUGAGCAUCCGAUGUAAUCUAUCGUUUCUUACAAGGAUAUGUACGUUCUUAUCGAAUCUUAAGAAAUAAACGCAAUAAUUUUAUACUUGUA